AUGAUUCUGGAAGAUCUGAAUGACAUGAAGAAAAGCCCAAAGUAAGAUUUCCUCUGACUCAUCAUUGAGGCAUGGUCCUUGCUUUGCUCUGUUAUCGGACUGUGGUUGUUUUUGGCCCACUGAAGGAGGUGCGUAUCCUGGUGGUGUCUCAUUGCGUGCCGAGUAAUAUGUUCCCAUCGUGGGUUACCGCUUCGUGACGCUGCCCCUUAGCCUUCAGGACCCCACCCCACAGACCCAGCCCGUAGAGACCCUGGUCCCAGACAGUGCAUGCCUACUCAAACGCAGGGCAAAGGAGAUGCUAAACACUUGUGGUGAAUGUCCACAUCAUUGUUACAUGUCAAUUUGUCCACAUCACAGACAUACCCAUUUUAAGACAAAUCCAUAAUUUCCUUUGUAAGGUAUUUUGAUAUGAUGUAUGUAAGCCCUCCACAUUUUUUGGUAUCUUUGAGGAGGGGAGUGUCACAGGCCUGUCGUGUGUGUGUGUUGUUCUAUAACAGGGGUAUUCAACUCUUACCCUACGAGGUCCAGAGCCUGCUAGUUUUGUUUUACCUGAAUUGCACACACCUGGUGUCCCAGGUCUUAAAUCAGUCCCUGAUUAGAGGGGAGCAAUGAAAAAAUGCAGUGGAACUGGCAUUGAGGUCUAGAUUUGAGUUUGAGGGUUCAAUAGGUUAGCUGUUCAGUGUGUGUGUGUGAUUCUAUAGGGUAACUGUUCAGUGUAUCUGUGUGUGUUACAGGAUAGCACUUCAGGCAGGACGCUCAGGAGCAGGCUUUACUGUUAGAGGAGGAUACAGUCAUCUACCUCUGUCAGAGUAAGGUGCUGCACUCCCUAUCCACCUUCCUACAAACCUACACCAAGCCUACCAACAUCCUCAUGGACUCUGGUCAAUUAUUUGUGUGUAUGUGUGUGUUUUAUCUAGGGCUAGAUACGCAUUAUAGCACAAUUUAAAUGUAAAGGUCAUUUCCGAUUGAGCCGACAUUUGCAGUAUUUACUGUGAAUGCAGUCUCCGCGAACGCGGGAACAUUGCCUUUAUAUUUCAAACACGCUAUAGCACAGAUCUUCCCCAGUCCGGAUUGAAGCUACACUUUAGUCUUGAAUCAGAUUUAUUUUUUUAACAACUAUUCUUUUUUUAUUUUAGAAAUCAUGUGGCCGACACACCGCAGAUUUAAU
Coregonus sp. 'balchen' is the source of this 1168-nucleotide messenger RNA. The record is from the annotation of a GenBank genome assembly. Lineage: Eukaryota; Metazoa; Chordata; Actinopteri; Salmoniformes; Salmonidae.